This is a messenger RNA of Lycium ferocissimum, 1462 nucleotides long. RefSeq names its product protein PHOSPHATE STARVATION RESPONSE 3-like. Gene Ontology annotation, molecular function: DNA binding; DNA-binding transcription factor activity. The transcript is spliced from 6 exons. The coding region runs from base 207 to 1292 and encodes 361 amino acids. Lineage: Eukaryota; Viridiplantae; Streptophyta; Magnoliopsida; Solanales; Solanaceae. The record is from RefSeq and is a predicted model, not a curated record.
AAUAAAGUACUGCUAAAUUUUCAGUUUACUGAAUAUUCAUACUCGUUUUCUUGAUGCCGCAUAUUCUUUUAACCUUAUGGGGAUUCAUUGAGACAAGAAAUUCUCAAUUCAUAUACCCCUUUGCCUCUGCUUUGCACCUUGAAAAAUUCAAGAAAAUCCAAUUUUGGUUCUUGAUUUGAUAUUGCAGAUUCUUGAUCAUAUAGAAAAUGAGUAUCCAGAGGUUUAAUGAUUAUAUUUUAGAAUUCCCCCAAACCUCCACUCAAGAUUUAGUUGAUCAACAACAGUAUCAGCAGACUUGUAAUUGGCCUAUUGCUACUUCAUCUUCAAGUACCAUAAUCAGCUGUAUUGGUUCCCCUUCUUCAGCCUUUUUUGCCACGGAACGUUGCCUCGGGUUGACUCAGUAUGAUAAUCAAGAUAAUACUACUUCCCAAUUGACCAAUAAUUAUGAUCUUCAGAUAUCAUAUGAUCCUCAACAAUGUAAAAAUGGAAUCUUGCCAGAUUCAACAGCACAAUCUGAGCCAGAUUUUCAAUACGUAAGUCCUGAGGGACCUUGUAGACAAUAUCCUUUUUCCAAUGUAUCAGAAAAAGAGAGGAUGCUGCAUCUCAAAAAUGAGUUGUUGGGAGAAUUCGAUACUUCAUAUCAGAGGCACCCCUCGUUGCCUUUCGAUGGAAAUCAAGAUUACUGUCUCUCCAGUGAUUUGUAUUGCUCUCAAUUGGUAAAUAUGAGGCAACAAUCCGCGAGUCCGUCACUUACUUGUCAUCAUAACUCUGCAUCGUCUGGAGUAAGCCAUAAGCCUAGUAAGAGAAGAAUUAGAUGGAGUGAAGAUCUACACGAUCGAUUUCUUGAGUGUGUAAAUUGCCUUGGAGGUGCUGACAAGGCUACGCCGAAGCAAAUACUAAAUCUGAUGGACUCAGAAAGUUUAACUCUUGAUCAUGUUAAAAGCCAUUUGCAGAAAUAUCGGAAUGCAAAGCAUCCAGAAUCUGCAGGGAAAUCUGAAAAAAGAAACAGCCCGGAUAAUGCUGUGACAGAUACCGAAAGCAACACUGGAAUAGAAAUCAAGGAAGCACUGAAAAUGCAAUUAGAAGUGCAAAGGUGUCUUCAUGAGCAACUUGAGACUCAGCGAACGUUACAAAUGAGGAUCGAAGAACAAGCAAAAAAAUUGAAGAUGAUAUUUGAUCAACAGCGGAAGACAAACAGGACUCUGUUGGAGACACGAAAUUCAAACAUUUCAUCUACUGGUGUAGAAAUUUUGGUUGUAGAAGACUCUGAUAAUACGUCCAACACAAGUUAGGUGCCAUUGUAACUACAUCAAGUUUAGCUUUUUUUCAUAAAAGCACAUGCAUUAGCAAUCAUUAAAGAGGUUAAAGAAGGAACUUAGUUCUUGUAGCAAAAUCAAGAACUAGCCCUUUGGAGCUAAUUAGCCUACCAAACAACUUGUAAGAAAUAUAAAGUAAAUUAUAA